UCUCUCUGACUCUGAUUCUCUCUGCUUCUACUUGUUCCUUCUCUCCAUUUAUACAUUUCUUCUCCAAUCCUUCUUCUCGAGUUUCUACGGCCAUAUUCCUCCAGAACAGAACAAACAAGGCCAGCUAGUAGUUUGUGCUCCGCUGGCGUAUAGAGAUUUUGAUUACAAACCAUACUGAUUGCUCAAGGCAGUUAGGGAAGCUUCCAUGAGCCUGCAAAAUGUAUCAAAGUCGAGCAGUGCCCUUGAUGGUAUCCAUGGGGUUCAUGUCGUGUCUCAUUCACCCUUCUCAUUUGAGAAGACAACUCAAGUUGGUGACUUUGGGACUAACACCAAAUCCUCCGUCAUGGAAUCAAAUCAGCGACUGUCCAUCGAACGUUUUUGGCAACAAAGACCUCCAUGCCUAAGACCAAUCUGUUGUAGCAUUCGCGGUGACCAGAGUGUCUUAGAAACAGCUGCUAAUGUGGCUACUUCACUUCCUUUUAUAUUCCUCGGCAUGCAGGCACCAAGGAAGAACCUGAACACAAAGGUGUACGCAAACUCCCUAAUUGGAGUAGGAAUAGCGUCAAGUCUGUAUCAUGCCUCUAGGGGAAAGUUGAGGAAGUACCUGAGAUGGGUAGAUUACACAAUGAUAGCCACAACUACAGUAUGUCUCUCAAGGGCUCUAAGGAACGAGAACCCAAAGUUUCUGAUGGCUGCUUCAGCUUUAGUUCUACCUUUUCAGCCUCUUAUGGUCUCUGCAGUUCACACUGGAAUGAUGGAGGUCGCAUUUGCUAAAAGAAGCUUAAAGGAUCCAGACCUCAAAACAGCUCAUAACGUACACAAAAUGUCUUCAUUACUAGGAGGUGCUCUGUUCAUAGCCGAUGAUUUCUUCCCCGAGACACCUUUCCUUCACGCAGGUUGGCACCUCGCUGCAGCCAUAGGAGUUGGAACAUGCAAUAAGCUACUCGAGUAGAUUAAGAAUUCCAAAACUGCUAUGGAA
Molecule: messenger RNA, 979 nt
Organism: Capsella rubella
Lineage: Eukaryota; Viridiplantae; Streptophyta; Magnoliopsida; Brassicales; Brassicaceae
Exons: 6
Coding region: 206-952 (248 amino acids)
Source: RefSeq, a predicted model, not a curated record